CGGAACUAUUUUUAUUUUAGACGACCACACUCAGGCCUCGAUGACCGGGAACUCGAAGAUGACCUCCUUGUUCGUGAGCUUCUUGUAGACGUGGCUGAAGGUGUCGAGCUUCGUCUCGACGUUGACCUGGUCCUUCGGGUCGAGCAGCACCUUCAGCACCUUGGAGCCGUCCAACUUGCACCGCGUGCGCUUGCCGACGAUCUCCGUCGGGUAGACCAAAUCGUCGAGGAUGGCGUCCUGGACCGCCGUCAGCGUGCGGCUCCGCGGCCGCGGGCCCUUCGACUUCGCGCUCCGCGCGUAGUUCUUGCCCAGGAUCGUCCGCUGGCCCACCACAAUCACGUGCCGCCCCGAGAACUUCUUCUCGAGCUCGCGGACGAGCCGCGUCUGGAUCUUGUUGUAUUUUUUCAGCUGGGGGAAGGGCACGAAGAUGAUGAUGGCCUUCUUGCCGCCGCCGACGUCGACCUCGCGCGCGCUCAGGAACGUGAGCUCCCGGAGCUCGACCUUGAUCUCGGACGAGCCCUGCUCCAAAUUCUUCAGCUCCGUGGCCACGGAGGCCUCGAUCUCCGUCGGCUCGCUGCCGUCGGCUUUGACGCACUUCGACAUGGUGGUCGUCGAGGACCUGCGGGGGGCACGGAGUUCGAGCGCGAGCCUCGCCGUACCGAUGCGGCGCGAGCAGUCGUGUCUACGGCGUCAGCGACGAGCGUCGGCGGGCCAGAGCGCCAGCGGAUGAGCAGCGGCGGCGCUUUUGCGGUGCCAAUGCGCUGCUGCAGGGCUAUAGGUCUUGCUCGCUGACAGGCGCCUCGCGACCGCUGAAGCGCUGCCGCUCGUCUCGUGGCCUCAAAUGUCUAUUGCCUCUCGCCAGUGGUUGCAGCGCAGGUCCGCACGCGGUGUUAAAUGCCGCGGUCGCCCAAUGCC
Pelagomonas calceolata is the source of this 915-nucleotide messenger RNA. Lineage: Eukaryota; Pelagophyceae; Pelagomonadales; Pelagomonadaceae. The record is from the annotation of a GenBank genome assembly.